CCCACACGGACGCAGAAUUCAGCAGGCACGGCGCGAGCCUGGUUCUGACGCGACUUUACCCGCAUACGAACAGUGCGGACCGCGGAGUAUCGUUGUGCGCAUCCUCUUUUAUUUUUUCCAUCCACAUCAGUCUACAUUCUUAAAAAACAGCAAUUUUUCUCUCUCUGAACAGUGGUAUUCGGAGCUCCCGGUUUGAUUUCCAAAGGAAGGUACACAAGACAUUUUUUUGGAAUCUACCUCUCCGUGCUGCUGCCAUGUGACGAGGUUUCCCCAUCCUUUCCUCUCCUCGAAAAGUCGCUGCUGGCGGUGCGCGUGUGUGCUCUGAUUUGUGCUCCCGUUCAGAGAAGUGAAGGAAGAAUCCCAAGCCCCCAGGGGAAAUGGAAGUUUUCACCGUUGGCUUGGUCCUCUGAGGCGGCUGCUGCUGCUGCUGGUGUUUCGGCGAUUGGUGCAGGGGGGAAACUGCGUCGUCAGUUCUGGAAAAGGCUCGGGGGGGAUCUUGGGUCAUUAUCGCAGGACCUGCUUCUCAAGAUAAGGUUUUCUCCCCCCACUCCCCCCUCACCACUCUCGCACACUCUCCCACCUCCCCCKUCAUCCUCCACCGCUGUCGACUCGUUCCAGAUGUAUUUCCUUGAAACGGUCGGCAGCAUCCUCCGGCUCCUCYGCUCGUCCUGACGCGUCGGCGUUCCGGAUGCGGCGCGGGCUUUUAUUUGUUUAUUUAUUURCUUCCCACCUCCACCACUGCAGCUCAGCGUCUCUCUCUGAUUGAAUGUUGGAAGGGUAUUUCAACAGGGUCUCCAACUAACCAGGGAUUUUUUUCUUGCCUUCUGUCUACUUGAACGCGAACAGCGCAGAUCCAAGACAAACACUGAUGGAUUGAAUUAAAAAAAAUUAACAAAUCGUUUAAGGGAUUUUAACUCUCUUAGAGCUGCAGAUUUUCCAUUUUCCCAGAAGGAGAUACCUUUGGACAUAAUGAAAGUUAUCUUGUUGCUUGUUGCUGUGUUUUGGAGCCAGGAGUGGAAGUCAGCGCUCUCGGAUUCAAUCAUCCAUAUUGGUGCCAUCUUUGAUGAGUCAGCGCGGAAAGAUGACGAGGUAUUUCGCCUGGCUGUGGCAGAUCUCAAUUUGAACAAUGAGAUCUUGGAAACGGAAAAGAUCACCUUCUCUGUGGAAUUUGUUGAUGGGAACAACCCUUUCCAGGCUGUACAAGAAGCCUGUGAGCUGAUGAAUCGAGGCAUCCUGGCACUUGUUAGCUCAAUUGGCUGCAUGUCGGCGGGCAGCCUUCAAACCUUGGCUGAUGCCAUGCACAUCCCCCACCUCUUUAUUCAGCGCUCUCCAUUGGGAACACCCCGUUCUGCCUGCCCACCCACCAGUCGUAUUCCCGGAGCAGAUGACUACACCCUGAUGGUCCGCCCACCUGUUUAUCUCAAUGAGGUCAUCAUGCAAGUGGUGACUGAGUACAGCUGGCAGAAGUUUGUCCUUUUCUAUGAUUCUGAUUUUGAUAUUCGUGGCAUUGAGGACUUUUUGGACCGUACCUCACAGCAGGGAAUGGACGUCUCCCUUCAGAAGGUGGAAUCUAAUAUCAACAUGAUGAUCACAAGUCUGUUCAGAACAAUGCGUGUGGAGGAGCUGCAUCGGUACAGGGACACGCUACGGAGAGCAGUGCUGUUCAUGAGCCCAGCUACUGCCAAGGCUUUUAUCACAGAGGUCGUGGAAACCAACUUGGUUGCCUUCGAUUGUCACUGGAUCCUGAUUAAUGAGAUCACUAACCGCUACAUCUAUGAUACUGUUCUGCUGCUGGCCAAUACUUUCCACAGGAAGCUGGAGGACAGAAAAUGGCACAGCAUGGCCAGUCUCAGCUGCAUCCGGAAGAACUCCAAACCUUGGCAAGGGGGCAAGAGCAUGCUGGAGACUGUCAAAAAGUUUGGAGUGAGCGGCCUCACCAGCUUUUUGGAGUUCACUGACAACGGCACUAAUCCCAAUAUCUUCUUUGAGAUCCUGGGAACAAAUUAUGGAGAAGACAGAGGACGAGGAGUCAGCAGGCUGGCCACAUGGGACCCAGUUCAUGGACUGAAUGGCACUCUGACAGACAGAAAAUUGGAAAAUAACAUGAGGGGAGUUGUGCUACGAGUUGUCACAGUUCUGGAGGAGCCGUUUGUAAUGGUGUCAGAGAACGUGUUGGGGAAACCGAAGAAGUACCAGGGCUUUUCCAUUGAUGUCCUGGAUGCUCUGUCCAACUACCUGGGCUUUAAGUAUGAGAUCUAUGUUGCUCCAGACCACAAAUAUGGCAGCUUGCAGUCUGACGGUCACUGGAACGGACUCAUGGGCGAAUUGGUCUUUAAGAGAGCUGAUGUGGGACUUUCAGCUCUGACCAUCACGCCUGAGCGAGAGAGCGUUGUGGACUUCACCACGCGCUACAUGGAUUAUUCUGUGGGUGUUCUGCUGCGCAAGGCUGAACGCACAGUGGACAUGUUUGCCUGCCUGGCACCCUUUGACCUGUCGCUGUGGGCGUGCAUCGCAGGCACUGUGCUCCUCGUGGGCAUCCUGGUGUACCUGCUCAACUGGCUCAACCCACCGCGGCUACCCAUGAACUCUGUGUCUUCAACCACACUCUACAAUUCCAUGUGGUUUGUCUAUGGCUCCUUUGUGCAACAAGGUGGAGAAGUUCCCUACACUACGCUUGCAACAAGAAUGAUGAUGGGGGUGUGGUGGAUGUUCGCGCUCAUUGUCAUCUCGUCAUACACUGCCAAUCUAGCAGCUUUCCUCACAAUCUCACGCAUCGAGAACUCCAUCCAAUCCCUGCAGGACUUAUCCAAGCAGACAGAGUUGCCUUACGGGACAGUGUUAGACUCUGCAGUAUAUGAUCAAGUACGCUCCAAGGCUAUGAACCCAUUUGAAAGAGAUCCCAUGUACUCCCAAAUGUGGCGAAUGAUUAAUCGCACCGGAGGAGCAGAUAAUAAUGUUGAGGAUUCGCGAGAAGGCAUCCGUAAGGUGAAAUAUGGCCGGUUUGGCUUUGUGUGGGAUGCAGCAGUGCUGGAGUACGUCGCCAACAAUGACGAGGAUUGUUCCUUCUACACUGUAAGCAACAACGCACCAGACCGUGGAUAUGGCAUCGCCAUGCAGCACGGCAGCCCCUACAGGGACAUUUUCUCCCAGAGAAUCCUGGAACUUCAGCAGAAUGGCGACAUGGACAUUCUAAAACUCAAGUGGUGGCCCAAGGACAGCCCCUGUGACCUCUACAGUUUAGAGCAGACGCGGCAGCGUGGCAACGCCCUUGACAUCCACAGCUUUGCUGGUGUCUUCUGCGUCCUGGCAGCUGGCGUGGUGCUCUCCUGCCUCAUUGCUAUGGUGGAAAGCUGGUGGUCACGAAGGAAGGGAUCCAGAGUCCCCUCCAAGGAGGACGAUAAGGAGAUCGACCUGGAGCACCUACACCGCCGGGUUAACAGCUUGUGCACAGAGGAUGAAAGCCCCCACAAGCAGUUCUCCACCUCUUCCGUCGAUUUAACCCCCCUUGACAUGGAUGCACUGCCUGCUGCCCGCCAGGCACUCGAGCAGAUCAGUGAUUUCCGCAACACCCACAUCACCACCACCACCUUUAUCCCUGAGCAGAUCCAGACCCUAAGCCGCAGCCUGUCAGCCAAAGCCGCUGCUGGAUUUUCUUCCGGUUUCGGUGGAGGCAGCGGUCUCCAGGACCACCGAACUGGUGGGGUAGGCCCCUUCAGACAGAGGGCCCCCAAUGGUGGCUUUUUCCGCAGCCCCAUUAAAACUAUGUCCUCUAUCCCAUACCAGCCCACAGGUCCUGGACCCAACUUUGGAUAUGGCAAUGAUCCAGACAGGGGCACCUCCAUAUGAGGAGUUGCUAUGGUUGGUUCAGGAAGCAGGAGUUAGAAGGAGGAGGAGAAAGGGGAGAAUAGAGUAAGUCAUAUGAUGAUUGAACAAAAGCAUUGUGGCUAGGCUAAAAAAAUAGAGAUCUGUGUAAACAGCAAUUAUUCAGUUUUGUUUUGUUUUUGUUUGUUUUGUUUUAUUCAGUUUCUUCCUGGGUGUCCACGGGUGUUUAUUUUGUAUGUGACAAAAACCAAGGAGUUGGAGGUCUACUGGGGCAAUUUUUUUAUCCUCCUUCAAACCUCGCUGGUGAGACGCAAGAAGGUUAAAGAGAUCGGAAGGGGUGGGGGUUAUCUCUACUUUAUCGUUGUUGUCGUUGUGGUUGUUUGGGGGGAUUAUUUUAAGAGAUAUAUCUGAAGGAAGCCCCUUUUUUAUAAUUGUUUUUUGUUUUGUUUUUGUUUUAUGACAUGAGGACUAUCUCAUUUAAUGGAAAAUUGCUCAAAAGUCCUGACUCCCUCUUACUAUUGGAGCAGCCUCUUGACAGGUGAUUUUUUUUAUCAGUCCAGUACCAGAAAAUAUUCAUUUUAGCUCCAGAUUUGUCAUUGGUGAGGGAUUAGUUGUUUCUUUAGCCAUGAAACAACUUCCAGGGACUUUAUCUACAAGCAAUUAUGAAGCAGUAAUCUCAUGAAAGAAUAGUCUCGGCUGUCCAACAUAUUGGCUGUCUGUAGCCCUGCACCCUUGUAGGGUUUGGAGAAGGCCAUAAACAUUGAAGAUAAUCCUUCAUCGUUGUAAUUUUGCCUUUUUCACUAAUUGGGAGUCCCUUUUUCUUCUCUGGUGUUGUUUUACCAAUACUUGGGGUGAAACGUGUAAUCAUCUUCCAGAUGGUGCCCACACAGUGGCCUGACCAGACACAAGAUGACAACUCCACGCGGUGACAAAGAAAAAAAACACAGUUGAAAUGCCAUGACACUGCGAGAGUUUGCCACUGUAAAAUCACCAGUUUGGUGUGUCGAUCUUAAACUACUUCUGCCAUUUUGGUGCAUCAGCCUGAAACUGUUUUCACCAUUUUGAUGCACAUUAAACUCUUUGUCAAGCCCUCUCUGCACUGUACCAGUGCCCACAGACCUGUAAGUGAUUGUAUGUAGACCUUACCUUUUUGUUUUCUCACCCGUAUUGUGCUAUCUGCUUUUCAAGUCAAGGUGAGAGCCUCGAGUCAGACUCUCAGAGUUGCAGUAAAACAUGGACAAUAAAAAAAGCAGAUAAAAGAAUUACAAAGUAUAAAAGACAAACUGAAAGACUUCACAAAGCUUAUGAUUCUAUGUCUUUUAUUGAGUUUCGUUUUGAAAAAAAAUGCGUGGAAUGUGUUUUGGUCAGGAAGUACAAAAAAAUUACAUUGUUCUGAAGUGUCUUCUUUUUUUCUUCUUUUUUGUGUGUUUAUUUUUGUUUUCAGAAAACUUUGAAAAACUGCUAAAACAAGUGCUGUAGUUUCUGGUUUUGCAUCUUCAAAUCAUUCAAACUCAUACUUUGAUUUUUUUUUCUUUUUUUCUGUUUUGCUUACAUUUAGUGCCCCCAUAGCAAUGGUGUUUAUAAUGAAAAAGCUCACUUAGCAAUGUCAUGUCAGAUUCAAGUGGACGGAUCUCUUCUUACUGGGUUCAAGUGGUGAAAUGAAGAUUUUGAGCUGAGGAAAAGCCAUUGCAAACAACGUUGUCGGUUCACGCCUCAUAUGUCAGCUAUAGCUAGCUUUGCCCUCCCACGUUCUAAACACUGCUGUGUUCUGGAAGCGGGAGCUGCGAUUCAUCAGCUGUGUUGGAAAUGAAAGGAAUGUCCUGAGGAGUCAAUGGCGAUCAGAACCUAACGAGUCCAAAACACACGUCUGAUCAAUGUUUCUCAUGUUAAAGGUACUAUUGAUGUAACUUUUUUUAAGUGCCAGUAAAAAUAAAAUGAGACCACUAAGGUGCAUUUUAUGGCGGGGGGAACGGAAGUGGUAUAUUAAAGGAAUAUUUUACAGAUUCCUGACAGGGUUGGUAAAGUAGAAUCAAACUUUUCUUUUCCACUAACACUGUAUUAAUAAUUGAUAAUGUUAAUUGUUUAGAGCAAGUUUUUCAGUUUGCUAUUUUUGAGCUAAAACUGCAAAUUGUUCUGUGUGUAGAAAAUUCAGUCAAGCCACAGUGUUUUGAAGCAAGCAUUCUUAGGACUUUUUUGUUUCUUUUAUUAGGUUACAGACAGGCUAUUGAAUGGCAAAUAGGACACAUGCAUUAAAAAUUAUUUAGUAUAAAUAAAGAGACAUUAUGAAAAUGUAUAUUUUACAUGUUGACGCUAUUUUUGUUUAACAGAAAGAAAAUAUUAUAUCAUGUUGAGCUUUAGUGUUGGAUUGAGCAGUUACCAUACUGCCUUUGGUUCUCCCCUAUCCUGCCCAUGGUAAACACAUUUUACACUAAUGUUUUGCUUUUCUCAAGACAUUUGAGUUUGUUAUUUUGAUUAUUAUUAUUAUUAUUAUUAUUAUUUGCUGUCUGAAUAACAAAACCUGGCAAGUUCACUAAAAAGAAAGCAUGCACAAACUUGCUGUCUAGCUAUUUGUUAACAUUUUAUUUUUUAUUUCUUACAUAGAACUACAGGAUUUACUUGAUAAUUUUCAAAAGUUUAUGAUGUACAGUAUUUAAUAUAGGCCUAUUUUGUUGUAUGUGUUGCAUUAUAUUCAAAAACCGAACAAACUUGGGCCUCUGUUACAAGUGGCAAAGCUUUCUGUGUAUAAUUUGUCUAAUAAACAGGUUUUCUACA
This is a messenger RNA of Austrofundulus limnaeus, 6594 nucleotides long. RefSeq names its product glutamate receptor, ionotropic, delta 2 (gene grid2). Gene Ontology annotation, biological process: monoatomic ion transport. The record is from RefSeq and is a predicted model, not a curated record. Gene Ontology annotation, cellular component: membrane. NCBI's taxonomy places the organism in Eukaryota, Metazoa, Chordata, Actinopteri, Cyprinodontiformes, Rivulidae. Gene Ontology annotation, molecular function: signaling receptor activity; ligand-gated monoatomic ion channel activity.